UUCUGGUCAUGAAAGACGACGAAGCUAUCCCGCGUUCCUCCCAGCGCAGACAUUCCACCGGGCCGUGAGGCACAGGAUGUAACGCUAAAUUCUUCGUUUUGGUCCAGCGUGGACUGGCUUCUUGGCAAGAUUCUUCUAGCGGGCUUCGGCCGGCGCUGUCCAAGAUUGUGUCAAGAUGUCAGUGAGACGUACUAAUUCCGUUGAGCUGGCUCUGAGCCUGCAACCGGGCUGCAGCAGCAGGACACACCAACCGAACAGAGGUGAGGGUUUGUCACCGCGUCAGUCGUCAGCUACGCGUUCCAUGUAUGCCCAGCAGGCAAGGUCGCGAUCUCCUCAGCGCUCUGUCCGGCAGCCUUCUCAGAGUCAACAGUAUUACUCUAGUCGGAUGCAAGUUGGAAGCACUGAGAAUGCAAGCCCCAUUGAAGUGAAUUACACGGUCGGAAGCGACCGCGGAAUAUACGACAACUACGCCGAUUCUAAUUACUACGAUCGCGACAGUCAAGGAGGUUGCAUUGAGCAGCAGUAUUACAGCACGGCGUACGAGAGACGCAAUUCGAACCGCGCGUACGACGCUGGCUACGACUCCCAUGGAACCCGCGAGAACUACGACCGCCGCGACACGAGCCAGCCGCGUCGACGAAGUCGCUCGACUGGUUCACGAAGGCUCGCUGAGGACAGGAAAGUCAUCGACAAUGCUGCGGCAAGCGGCAAAAAGUCCCGGUCGCGAUCAGCGAGCUUACGUGGUAACGCGGACAAACAGGAUGUGGUGGUACUCAUUACGGCAGGUGUUAAGCCUAAAAAAGACAGGAAAUUGUCAAAAUCAAGUUGCGGGGAAAACGAGACAUCGGAAGCAGUUUACGAAGACAGCGAAGACGAUACGAAGGCUCGAAGUGCGGGUAGUUCCCGAACAUCUAGAAACCACCGAGACGACAGCGAAAGUUCGGUGGCGCCGAAGAAGGUAGAGAAGCCGAAAGAUUCGAAACCACAGAAAGGAAAACAGAAAGGUAAACAGGCAAAAUCGAAACCUGCAGAUGAGGAUGACGAGGAGAUGGUGUGCAGUACAGUCACCAUAGUGACAAAGGCAGUGAAAUCGAAAUCCAAGUCAGAAGCUGCUCCCUCAAGCGACGAAUCCAUAGCAGCAAAGAAGUCCGAAGAGAGUAAUACAAAGAAGACUGUCAAGAAAUCACAGACAAAGGCUACACAAAGCGAGAAACCGAAGGCCACACAAAGCGAAAAACCGAAGGCCACACCAAGCGAGAAACCGAAGGCCACACAAAGCGAGAAACCGAAGGCUAAACAAAGCGAGAAACCGAAGGCAUCACCGCAGAAAGCCAAAUCUCCACGACCUUCACCUAGCAUCGAGAUGAGCUUUAGUGAAAGCGACGAUGGCACCGAAAUCUUCGUGGUCAAGAAGACGAGGAAGAAGUCGUCCGAUUCGAAACAACCUGCAAAGCCCAAGGUGGCGACAUCGCCGGGGUCGCCUAAAGCAAAGUCGCCGCCUGCUCAGUCGUCAAAGCCUGCACCGUCGUCGAAGGCACAACCGUCUUCAAAGUCGCCACCACCGCCACCAUCUCCUUCAAAGGCACCACCAUCUUCAGCAUCUACUCCCACGACACCCUCUGCCCCGCCUACACCGCAGCCUGACAGUGGAAUUUCCAUGAGUGCUCUGCAGUCACUGAUGCUAGCCAUGAAGCCACCCGAGCCGCCCGCGGCACCACCCUUUCCCCCUCCUAGCAAUCAGCCGAUGAUCGUUAUGGUUCUGCCUUCUCCCGGAAAGAAGACUUCCAUAAGACAAAAGCCUUCUAAGGCAGCAUCGAAUGCGUCAUCCAAGACAUCAUCUGAAGGUUAAAGAUGCGCCGGAGACCUCACUGUGUGUUUGGUUUGGAGAUGUUCGUAGUUCGAGAUAGUGGACUGAGAUCAUUACCCUCCUGCUACGUCUUUGAACUUGAAACGACCGAUGCAACUUGACAGCAAUAAACGUACUGGUGUGCUGGUA
Ornithodoros turicata is the source of this 1996-nucleotide messenger RNA. RefSeq names its product serine/arginine repetitive matrix protein 1-like. The transcript has a single exon. The record is from RefSeq and is a predicted model, not a curated record. Bases 176 to 1849 code for a protein of 557 amino acids. Lineage: Eukaryota; Metazoa; Arthropoda; Arachnida; Ixodida; Argasidae.